AUGUUCAUCAUUAGUUGGAACGUGGCGGGGUGGUCUUCAACAUCCAAGGCGAUCCGAGAGGACUUUGGAAGCAUCGCAUGUUUUCUGCAGCGAACUCAGGCAGACAUUGUGUGUUUGCAGGAAGUGAAGGGAUCAUGGGCAAAAUUGGAGGCGGACCCUUUUGGUAUGGGCGCCAGCGACGGUGGCGGUGCGUUACCCAUCGAAGGGUGGGAAUCCUUCUGGGCCUUUAGCGGUAAGGCACAGCGUGGCUUCAACGGGGUGGCGACAUUUGUUCGGAAAGGCCUUACAUGGUGGUGUGACUCCCGCCCGUUCAGUGAGGAGGAACUGAACGAUGAAGGUCGCGUGGUGGUCACCUGCCAUAGUGCCUUUGUUGUGGUAAAUACGUACGUCGUGAACGCUCGUAACGGCCAGCGCAUGGAAUUUAAGAUGCGGUUUCUGGCAAGUCUAAAAACUCUCCUAAUUCGGUUGAAGGAGAAAACGGGUAAACCGAUCAUUUUGCUCGGGGACUUGAAUCAAACGUAUCGGGCCGAGGACGCCUGCUGGUCGCUGCGACGCCUGAGUUUACCUGCUCUGCUACAACUGGUCCGUUUGUCGAAAGCAGUUGAAGACGAGGGAACAGAAACAUGGGCGCAGCAAUUUCCAUGGCUUCCACUUUCCACCUUGCAACGACUGGAGGCCUUCAUCGUGGAGCAGGCCUCACUUAUGCUUCUCGCCGACGACGUCAAUUCAAGCGUGGGUGGGAAAAACAAGAGCAUCAGCGUUGACAGCGGUGCCUUGUUGGAUGUUAUGAGAGGGAGCCAGGAGGACGGUGAAGACGGCGCUCUUGGAGGCGGUGCCGCUCUCACGCUUCUCGCAAAGCGGAUACGCGAACGCGAGAAACAGCGUAGGCGGAACGGGGGCGCAGGUCUACUAGCCACAUUGGGGGAACUGUGUGACGCAGGCCUUCAAAGCAUAUUUCUGGAUUCACUGCUGCGUCGUCAGCCAGCGACGCACAACCGUGAACUUUUUGUCCUGUCACGCUACUGUGGUUUGCCCCCACAUGGCGACGUGAGUGUGCAGUUCAUGAAGGAGUUUCUCGAGGAGCUGCAUCUGUGCGAUAUCUUUCUUGUGACCUCUGCUCGGGCGAAGAGUACGGAAGAAAAGGGAGAAGGAAAGACACAGACGACGGUGAUGUGUCCAUACACAUGUUGGGAUCAGUCCAGGAAUAGGCGGCAAAGAAAUGAGGGGACUCGUAUUGACUACAUUUUGAUUGAUGAGAUGCUUCUCCCAGCAUUGGUUCCGUGUUGCAUGACGGAGAACAAUGCCGGCGUUUUCGCGUCCAGGAUGGAUGGUGCAACCGCAUCCGUGGCAACAGAAAGUGAGGCGUCCUCCGCUUUCUUUGACGAGUUUGACGGUCGCUCUGCAAUAGUUGGCGCGCGUCGUGCGAUGGCAGAUGGACUUUAUCCUGCCGCCCCUUUUGAUGGCUCUGGACUUCCGCCACUGAGUGUGGAGGCAAGAGACGUGCAGUUCCGUGGUCUACCGUCUACGGGACUGUUUGUCACGCCACCACAGUACAGUGAUCACUGCGGUGUGUGUGCCUGUUUUGACGGUAUUUCGCUUGCUGUGCGACCGGGAAAAGUGGAGGAACGACAUGUCUGCCAGUACCGACCUCCUGUCAGCCUGCAUACACUCUUCGCAAAGCGGGCAAGGGGUGUGGAGGAGGGAAAGAAGUUGCAGGUGCGAUGCCUUGAAGAGAAACAUAAGGAAGAUAUUCAGGCAAUUGAAAUUUCGGACGAUAGUUGCUGA
This is a messenger RNA of Trypanosoma rangeli, 1785 nucleotides long. Its product is annotated as apurinic/apyrimidinic endonuclease. Gene Ontology annotation, cellular component: nucleus. The record is from RefSeq and is a predicted model, not a curated record. The coding region runs from base 1 to 1785 and encodes 594 amino acids. NCBI's taxonomy places the organism in Eukaryota, Euglenozoa, Kinetoplastea, Trypanosomatida, Trypanosomatidae. The transcript has a single exon. Gene Ontology annotation, molecular function: DNA binding; phosphoric diester hydrolase activity; DNA-(apurinic or apyrimidinic site) endonuclease activity. Gene Ontology annotation, biological process: base-excision repair.